AUGCCACCAAUCCGUACAGAGAAGAAGAACAGUGUUGCGCAAGCUGCUUCUUCGCGCGGUCUCGCUGCCUUUGGCUUUAAACCUGCCCCGAAAGAGGAGGUCGUAGCCGCAGCGGCCCGAGCAAAGCCUCCAGUCGCAUCACGACCCGCCGCAGUCCAAGUAGAGCAAGUAGCACAAGUAGUACAAGACGCGCCGAAGCCAAAACCUCGUCUUCCGAAGCCCCUUGUCAAAGGAAAUAAACAAGCCGCCUUCGAAGAUUCCAGAUACCACUGGGACGACAAGUACCACAAAAUCGUUGGAACAUCGACACGAAAGAUCAUCUUUGGAAGAGGCUUCAAACUGGCGGAAAACUUGAAGAAGGUGUUCCUACCCGGGGGUAGCGGUCCCAGCAUGAGUGACGAAGGUCUAAUUCACCUUCUUACCUUCUGUCGUGACAUUACCCAUCUGGAAUUCUCCGGUCGUGGUAUUACCGAAGCCGCUUUCCAGCAAAUGGCCGCUAACCCAGAUCUGGCGCCGAACUUGAAGAAACUACGCCUGAGCGACCAGUCUUCGGACAAAAACUACAUGCGUGGCAUGCGAGAGUUUGGAAGGUCGCGACCGACGCUACCAAUCGAGCAGGUUCAUCGUUCGCAUUACAAGAAGUAUGAUUCGUGGUACAUGUCGACUAGUCAUACAACAUACAUCAAUGGUAGAAAGGUGUCUACUAGUAUCCCUGUUGACACAUGA
This is a messenger RNA of Alternaria viburni, 726 nucleotides long. RefSeq lists its product as uncharacterized. The transcript is spliced from 2 exons. The record is from RefSeq and is a predicted model, not a curated record. NCBI's taxonomy places the organism in Eukaryota, Fungi, Ascomycota, Dothideomycetes, Pleosporales, Pleosporaceae. The coding region runs from base 1 to 726 and encodes 241 amino acids.